Galeopterus variegatus (Sunda flying lemur) is the source of this 1208-nucleotide messenger RNA. It is a transcript of the gene MED22, whose product is annotated as mediator complex subunit 22. The transcript has 4 exons. NCBI's taxonomy places the organism in Eukaryota, Metazoa, Chordata, Mammalia, Dermoptera, Cynocephalidae. Gene Ontology annotation, cellular component: mediator complex. Gene Ontology annotation, biological process: regulation of transcription by RNA polymerase II. Gene Ontology annotation, molecular function: transcription coregulator activity. The record is from RefSeq and is a predicted model, not a curated record. The coding region runs from base 1 to 603 and encodes 200 amino acids.
AUGGCCCAGCAGAGAGCCCUGCCGCAGAGCAAGGAGACGCUGCUGCAGUCCUACAACAAGCGGCUCAAGGACGACGUCAAGUCCAUCAUGGACAACUUCACCGAGAUCAUCAAGACCGCCAAGAUUGAGGAUGAGACGCAGGUGUCACGGGCUACUCAGGGAGAACAGGACAAUUACGAGAUGCACGUGCGAGCCGCCAACAUUGUUCGAGCUGGUGAGUCCCUGAUGAAGCUCGUGUCCGACCUCAAGCAGUUUCUGAUCCUCAAUGACUUCCCGUCAGUGAAUGAGGCCAUUGACCAGCGCAACCAGCAGCUGCGAGCGCUGCAGGAGGAGUGUGACCGGAAGCUUGUCACCCUGCGGGAUGAGAUCUCCAUCGACCUCUAUGAGCUGGAGGAGGAGUAUUACUCGUCCAGCUCGAGUCUUUGCGAAGCUAAUGACCUGCCUCUGUGCGAAGCUUACUGGAGGCUGGACCUCGACACAGACUCUGCGGAUGGCCUCUCGGCCCCUCUGCUGGCGUCCCCGGAGCCCAGUGCUGGGCCCCUGCAGGCUGCAGCCCCUGCCCACUCCCACGCCGGCGGCCCUGGCCCCAUGGAGCAUGCCUGAGCCUCCAGGGGGUGCCCUCCCUGGGCCCUAGUUUCUCAGGAAUGAAACCCAGGGCUCCCCUCUGGAUGCCACCACAGCAUCACUUCUUUUAGCCUAAUUUCCCACUUGGGGACCCUGGAGCUGUGGCAGUUUCCUUGGGAAUCUCAUCAGCCCGGGUCAGCCCUCCCAGGACGGCUGGGGAAAGUUGUUCCCUGAUCAUUUCUGAGUGGCCCAUCCCUCAAGUCAUCACCCCCAUUCCUGCCUUCCAGGCCAGCCAGGUGGAGGAAGUUUCCAGGACAGGUUUGUCCCAUUGAGGACCUCAGCAGCGGGGCAGGGAGGACACCUGAUAGGAAGAUCCCACCUGAGCAUGUUUAAAAUUGGGAGGAGGCUCAGUGUGGACAGCGUCAUCCAAGCCCAGUGUCCGUCCUUAGGCCACGGCUCCCAUGCAGAGCCCUGCCUGGGCCACAGAUGUCCCCCCACAGGCCGAGUGCCCUGGCAGGGCUGGUGAGAGGGGUGCUCACGCGGAAGCCAGGCAGGGGCUGUUUCCUAAAUUCCACUGCUGCCUACAUUCUGAGUGUCUUUAUAACGAGAUUGUUGAAUAAAACACCACCGCCCUUUUGCAUCGG